This is a messenger RNA of Vigna unguiculata (cowpea), 749 nucleotides long. RefSeq names its product RING-H2 finger protein ATL66 pseudogene. The record is from RefSeq and is a predicted model, not a curated record. Lineage: Eukaryota; Viridiplantae; Streptophyta; Magnoliopsida; Fabales; Fabaceae.
GGUAGAUAGUCCAUUAGUGCAAACAUUAAUCUGAGCUAUUGCAGUGGCAGCCACUAUUCACACCACUCCCCCAAACGCCGUCGUUUUGCUGCGCCACCGCCGCUUCCUUCUCGAACCUUCCACCAUGUCGAUUCGCGAUUCCGAAUCCUUCAAUUGGCACUACGACGCAGAGCUCGACGACCAGAGCCUCCAUUUCCGCGGCCACAAGCUCUUCUUCAUCAUCGUCAUUUUCUCGAUCGUCUUCCUCUUCACCGCGCUCUUCAUCUUCGCUCGACGGAUCUGCCGCCACCACGGCCUCCUCUUCGAAGCCGUCCCACCGCACCAGGCGUCGCCGAUGCUUCCUUCUCAGGACGGGCUCGACGCCGACGCGAUCAAGCGGCUACCGAUCAUCCUGCACCAGCGCGCGGCGGCGGAGGAGUCGGAGUGCUGCAUCUGCCUCGGCGCGUUCGUCGAUGGCGCGAAGCUGAAGGUUCUCCCUGGAUGCGAACACAGCUUCCACAGCGAGUGCGUUGACAAGUGGCUGGCGAAUCACUCCAAUUGCCCUCUCUGCAGAGCAUCGGUGAAACUCGAUCCUUCGUUACCGAGGAUUUUGAUCCAAUCGCCACCCGUUAGAACAACUAUUCCUGUCUGAUACCUUUUUCAGUUCAGAUUGGUAACUUAGAAACAGUUGUAGUAGUUCUCACUUGUUUUGGACAAUCUUCUGCAUGUGUAAAUCCUUGUAAGAACUACUAAUGAAUCGCCGAGAAAUA